Molecule: messenger RNA, 2072 nt
Organism: Microplitis demolitor
Lineage: Eukaryota; Metazoa; Arthropoda; Insecta; Hymenoptera; Braconidae
Product: zinc finger protein 768
Exons: 3
Coding region: 662-1987 (441 amino acids)
Source: RefSeq, a predicted model, not a curated record
GUGAUAAUUUAAAUAAUAAUUAUUGUUAAUUAUAAAUUAAAAAGUGACUGGUAUAAGUAAUUAAAUAAAAUUAUUACUUUCAAAAAAAAAAUAAUCAUAAUUAUCAAAUAUUUAUUGCAAUUAAAUGAUUAGGAUUAAUGAGAAAUUAUUGAUUAUAAUGACGUGUAAAAAAAGGGAAUUAAAUGAACAGGGUGUGGAAUGAACUGAAUACGUUACUUAUUAACAGUUUAGAUAAUAUUGAAUUGCGGGGGUGGAGAUACUGGAGAUAAAUCAGAAAACUAGAUAAGAUAUAAGAUAGAAUUGUUGAUCGUUCGGUUUUCAGUUUAGUUCGUUUAGUUUUAGUUCAGAGUUCAGUUUCUUGAGUUGAGUGUAAUACACUCAUUACUUUUAAGAAAGUGAACACUCUUGUUAUAAAUAUAUAGAUAUAAAUAUAAAUACAUAUUUAUAUACAUGCAACUGUUAGUAUUAGUGUUAAGUAUGAAAUAUAAGUAAAAAUAAAUGACUAGAACUGAAUUUAAUUUCGAGUAUUAUUGACAAGAGGUUAAAGUGUGUGUUAAUUAUUAGCUCUAUAAUUAUUGUAAUUAAUAAUUUAUUUUGCACAUUCAAUUCCCGAUAUUUUCAUAUUUUUUAUUUUAAUACUUUUGGAUAAAUAUUAAAAAUAAUGGAAGUCGAGCCAAUAUCACAUGGAAUAAUAUUUAUUCCUCUAUCAACAGAUUCAUCAUCAGAUGCCGUUGCAUCGAUUAAAUUUAAUCAAACUUUAAAUUUACAAUCGUUACCAUUGGUAGCAUUACAAAAUGAGUCUACAGAAAAAGUAUCCCAACUAGAACGAGUAAUAGAACCAGAAAAAAAACCAGGAUCCUUACCAGAGUCAGAAUCAGUAAUGAGGCUGUCAAGUGACAAGGAAGGCCUGGCAAAAAUAAAACAGACUCCUGACAAAACAAAAGGGUGUCCGAUACCCACAUGUUCGCGAUACCAACGUGCAUUUUCACGUGCUCAUGAUUUGAAACGUCACAUGGCACGUCACGAAGCUAAAUUGCAACGUUACAAUGAGACCCAGCCAUCUGAUGUACGUACUUGUGGUCAAUGUGGUGAUAAUUUUCUCAAUAACUCAAUACUGCAACGUCAUAUUAAUUCCACACACCCAAUAAAACAUAGUGAUGUUAAUAAUUCUGUUCAUACCAAUGCAAAUAUUGGUAAAGAUAAUAAUUUACAAAAUAAUGAUAGCCGCGAUAUUAUUUAUGAGAAUGCCGAGUACUCAAGCAGGCUUGAAGAAAUUAAAUUUGAUAAUUCUGGUCAACUAGACAGUCAUCCUGUUACUGAUAAGAAAUCAACGGAAAAUAAAUCUUCUCUCUGCGGAUUAAAUUUCCAAAAUGAAGAAACACAGACAGGUCACUUGAAAGAACAUUCAGCAAAACUCCAGCUCGAGUUACCGAAUUCUCCGGAUGUCCAGUCGAAAGAAAAAAUAGCCGAUGAUUUUUCAUUAGAAGAAUUACUGCUACUAAAAAAUCCACGGGUGCUCACAAAGACCAGAUCUGAGUCAAAGUCUCCGCUGGAUAAAGACAAAAUAAGGUGCAAUUACUGCGCGAAGACGUUCAAGACCCAGUGGACAUUAAACACGCACGUGGCAGCACACGAAGGACGUUAUCAGUUUUCCUGUUCGAUUUGUAGUAAAAAGUUUGUUAGGAAAAGUCACUUCAAUAGUCAUUUACGGUCACACGAAGCUGCUCGUCCGUAUGUGUGCGACAAUUGCGGCAAAGCGUUUAAAGAAUUGAAACAUCGGCGGGAACAUAUGAAACGCACGCACAAUAAUAACAAUAAUAAUAUUAAUAAUAACAACAACAAUAAUAAUAAUAAUAAUAAUAAUAAUAAUAAUCGUAAUGCAAUACAAAAUUUACUAGACAGUAUAAGUGCAUCGGUAAUUGCUGAAGACACAAUUUGUGACGAACCAAAAUUAACUUUACUUAUGCCGAUGAAUUUUUCUAAUUAAUUUAGUUAAUUAAUUAAUUUAUUUGUUAAUAUUUAUAAAAAAAAAUAAAUAAAAUUGUUUAUAUAUUUAUGAAUAAAUAAUUAAU